Sorex fumeus (smoky shrew) is the source of this 1404-nucleotide messenger RNA. Its product is annotated as NUT family member 2G-like. The record is from RefSeq and is a predicted model, not a curated record. The coding region runs from base 1 to 1404 and encodes 467 amino acids. Lineage: Eukaryota; Metazoa; Chordata; Mammalia; Eulipotyphla; Soricidae. The transcript is spliced from 9 exons.
AUGGCGUCAGGAGGAGAAGUUCCAUCUGCCGUGAAUGGUCAUCCUGCACCCAUCUACUUGGUGUCAUCUUUGCCGGAGACCAUUAUGCCGACCUCAGCUACUACUGUCACCCAGGCUGGGACAGGAGACCAUCCUCCUCAGGCUCCACUGCCAGUGGCCCAGGUGGUUCCCAUCAUCCUCCCAUCCAGUGGUGGACCACUGCCCCAGUGGGUUUGUGGGGAGAGUGGUCCCGCCAACACCCGGAACCAGGCAUCACCUGAAACCUCCAGCAGGCCGAGUAGCGUCUACGAGAACUUUCGGCGCUGGCAGAACUUCAAGGCCCUGACCCGGAGGUACCUUCCUCAGACUCCGGACACUGAGGCCGUUUCCUGCUUCCUCAUCCCGGUUCUGCGCACCCUGGCCCGCCUGAAGCCCACCAUGAGCCUGGAGGAAGGCCUGCGCCGGGCCCUGCGGGAAUGGGAGGGCACGAGCAAUUUUGACCGCAUGAUCUACUACGACAUGGCUGCCAAGUUCAUGGAGUUUGAGGCUGAGGAAGAGAUGGAAGCGCAGAAGCUGCAGUGGAUGAAUGGCGUACAGGGCCUGCCAACCCCUGCCCCACCCAGGCCUGAGCCUCAGGGGGCUCCAGGCCCACCGCUAGGCCAGCAGCCAGCCUGUGUCCCUAAGAUAGUCAGACCCCGGGCUCGGGCAGCCUGCCCCAAGACGCACAAAUCACAGCGGGCCCCCAAAACCAAGGCCCCCAAGGAGAUCCCCCCUGAGACCAUGCAGGAGAACAUGGAUAUCAUGAACGAGCAGCUAAAGGCCCCCGAUACAGUCUGCAGGGCGCCCCUUGGCCGAAGGGCAGCGGGCAGGAAGGAGCAGCAGGAGGAGGCCAGGACCUGCCCUGACCCGGAGCUCCUGAGCUAUGUGUAUGAGCUGUGCUCCCAGGAGGCCUUUGUCACCAAGGUCGAGGCAGUCAUUCACCCCAGCUUCCUGGCGCACCUGCUCUCCCCAGAAUCCCAGCUGGAUCUCCUGGACCUGGCUGAGGAGCUCGAGGAGGAGGAAGGAAUUGUGGAAAAGCGUCUACGGACUGCACUGGACAAGGAGGUCCAGAAGUCAGAGCAGAAGUUCCCCCUGUGGGUCAGAAGGGCUGACACCAUUGGAGUGGAGAACUCAGAUGGGCAGGCUCCAGUGUGCAUGAAUCAAUUUGUGGAUGCGAGAGUUUGGUUACCGGCUGUGUGGGGAGGAAUUUCCAGAUGGAGAAACCACCAAAUGGUUCCAGAUGACACACCAUCGGGCUGUCCAAUGAACAACUGGGGAAACUUUGAUUUGAAGUUUCUCCAUAAAGAAGGACUCAGCCACUUCUGUACCAAGUCUGGCCACAACACAAUUUGGGAGGUCAAGUAUGGCCAGCACAAGGAAGUAUAA